AGCGCCCUGGCAAUCAAUUUCAGCUGUUGUGCAACUUUGAAGCGUCAGUUAACCAACCAGCCACCUUUGAACGAAAUAUUAUUUUGCAAGAAAAACAUUACACAUGAAUUUCAAAAAGAAUUUACACUGCUCCUCUUGCCGAAAGGUACUCUCAUCGUAAGAGGGCUUUCACUACACAGGACCAAAAACCAAUGUGAGCGUGACACAUGUUCAGAAGACCACGAGCAUGACUGGAUGAACCAAGAAUUCCCAACGUUAGAGGCUGCCAAGGAUUGGAUCUUGACCCAAGAGCUUGACCAAAUAUAUAGCUUGACGCAUGUACGCCAUGCAAGGAAAUGGCGUGUACCGUUGUCGCCAUUGGGAAACACCGGGCAAGACGAGAGUGAAGAAAAAUCUGGAUCCAACGAUAGAUCAUGUCAAGCGAAAUCGGUCCAAAAUAACGGCUCUUGGUUGUAAGGCUAGAUUUUAUCUGAGGAAAAUUACCCGAUGUAAAUGCCUAGAUAAUGUCUCGGAAAAAUUUUGCCUGCACCAACAAACCCUUUUUGAACUGAGAGGAUGCUUGAAACACUCCCAUGAAGUAGAGGGGAAGUCGCACCGCAUUUCCCAAGUCACCAAAAAUCUGAUCAUGUCUCUGGAGGUGGGCGUGCCCAGAUCUGUUGUACGGGAUAAAUAUUGCCGACCAUCCCAUAUGGAGGACUUGGACGCCAAAUGGGUCACUCUUAAAGAUCUGACGAACUUUGAAAAUGCUUUGCAUAAGUCUCGGCAUCCUCCCGCGCCUUCUGCCUCAGUUCCAUGUGCUCAAUUAGAUCUAGCCAUUUCAUCCAUGACCGACCAAGUAAGCGCCAAUUCGAAGGUCAAUUUGCCCGAUAAAUUGGAUGGGUUGUCAUUUUCCAUCAACGCUGAUCCAGCUUCCUUGAACCUGACUAGUCAAGACGGAAAGUCUGGCACGGGCUUCAGUUGGCUAGCACAGAGUGGUCUUGAUCUGUUGGAUUCAACGUCCACUUAGAUUGAAAUGGACACGGUUACAAGAGCUGACCUGUCCUUGGAUCUCGUUCCUGAAGUCACGACUCAUCCCAAGAAAGAUCAAACGGACUUUCAGAGUCCGAUUUUGGUACUUUUGUCACGUGAUUGCAAAAACGUGGCUUUACGUUGGAUGGAUGGUUUUGAUGCACGCCUCAACAGUUUUCAUGAAGCCCCACCUUUAUUACCUUCAAUUUAACAAGACCAAGCCAAACCAGCCACGGGCUAAAAGGAACCAAGGGGUCAAUAACUUGUUCCUUGAUUAUGGACAAUUAUUUUGUUUAAAGUUGAAUAUGGCAUGUUCAGUUUCAUACAUGUGUACAUGCACAAGAGCCAUACAAUUAAGACCUGUCGA
Messenger RNA from Tigriopus californicus, 1375 nucleotides. RefSeq lists its product as uncharacterized. The record is from RefSeq and is a predicted model, not a curated record. The transcript is spliced from 2 exons. The coding region runs from base 317 to 1006 and encodes 229 amino acids. NCBI's taxonomy places the organism in Eukaryota, Metazoa, Arthropoda, Copepoda, Harpacticoida, Harpacticidae.